Marmota flaviventris (yellow-bellied marmot) is the source of this 5004-nucleotide messenger RNA. Lineage: Eukaryota; Metazoa; Chordata; Mammalia; Rodentia; Sciuridae. The record is from RefSeq and is a predicted model, not a curated record.
CUCAGUGAGUUUUAUGGCUAAAUAUGACCUAGUCGUCUUUGGUCCUGGAUUAAGUACCAAAAGUUAAAUUCCAGCUUUUCCUUAAAGAGGUGGAAGUUUUAUUCAGAAGUCUUAUGAACACAGAAGAAAGUUCUUCCAUUCAGAAUUGUGGGACUAGGUUUCUUGCUAACAAUAUGAAAAGCUCGGGAAAGAAAAAAAGGGUUAAAAUGCCCGCGAGGAGACUUCGUGAGGUCCUUUCUCCGAAUCAGGAAGACAAUUUGGCUUUGUGGAAAGAUGAGUUGCCCCGUGUUUCUGCAGUGUUGUCUGCAAAUAAACCUCCUCCUGUUCGAAAGGGAAAUAACAUGAAUGGAACAUUGCAUGGUUCUUCGGAUAUAACUUCUUCUAGAAAUUAUCACAAGCCUCCGUUAGAAAAUUCUGCUAUAUCAGAAAGCGAUUUUUCUAAAGAUGUUGUAGUGCAGAGGUUACCUUUGGAUAAAACAGAAGAGAGCAACAGACAAAACGCAAAUGAUAUCUGUAUUUCUCAGUAUACCAUGGGACAGAAGGAUGCUCUAAGAACAGUUUUAAAGCAAAAAGCGCAAAGCAUGCCUAUCUUUAAGGAAGUAAAGGUACAUCUUUUAGAAGAUGCUGGCACAGAAGAGAAUACUGUUACACAGGAGGCCAGAACUUCACCCAGUGCCAUUGAUUCUGCUACAACUGUAGCUGCAGCAACUGCUGCUGCCAUUGCAACAGCAGCUCCACUGAUAAAGGUGCAGAGUGAUUUGGAAGCAAAAGUUAAUUCUGUUACAGAAUUACUUAAUAAGUUACAGGAGACCGAUAAACACUUACAACGUGUUACAGAACAGCAAGCAAGCAUUCAGAAUAAAGAAGAGAAAUUGCAUUGUCACGAUCAUGAGAAGCGAAUGAAUGUAUUUAUGGAGCAGCAAAUUAAGCAUCUUGAAAAAUUACAACAGCAACAAAUAGAUAUUCAGACUCAUUUUAUUAGUGCUGCACUAAAGACUAAUAGUUUUCAGCCUGGUAGCGUGCUUCCUUCCAGAGCAGUGGAAAAGUAUUCUGUAAAACCAGAACAUCCUCAUCUUGGUAGCAGCAAUCUGUCUUCACAUCAUAUAUAUACUUCCAAACAAGAGUUUGAAGAUAUGGAUUUUAAUGAACAAAAAUCUCCUUUGGAGACACCAGCACCUCGCAGGUUUGCUCCUGUACCUGUUUCAAGAGAUGAUGAAAUGUCAAAGAAGGAAAAUCCCAUAGAAGAAAAAGAAAACAUGGAAAUGUUAGGUCAGAGAGGAAAUGUAAAACUGUUGGAACAGAUUUUGAAUAAUAAUGAUUCUUUGAUAAAAAAAAGUGAAUUGUUAGACAUAACCUCACUAACUAGGCCGACAGUGGAAUGGAAACUUGAGGAAAAAAACAGCAUUGGAACUCUUCCUUCUCAAAGAUUUCCAUCCUGUGAAGAUCUAGGCACAUCUAAAAUGACUAUGCACAAGUCUAAUGAUGUUCUUCAUGAUCGUGGCCAAAAGAAGAAAGAAACAAAUGACAUGCUCCAGAAAGACUUGCCAAUUAUGAUGAGGCUUGCUGAUCUUCCACAGAAUUCUGUUAAGCUUCAAACAGCCAAUACAACAAGAUCUGUAUUGAAAGAUGCUGAGAAGAUUUUGAGAGGAGUACAAAACAAUAAAAAAGUACUUGAAGAAAACCUAGAAGCCAUUAUUCGUGCAAAAGAUGGAGCUGCUAUGUACUCAUUUAUCAAUGCUUUAUCCACAAAUAGAGAGAUAUCAGAGAAAAUUAGGAUCAAAAAGAUAGUAGAUGAAUGGAUUAAAACUAUUUCGGCAGAAAUUCAGGAUGAAUUGGCAAGAAAAGAUUAUGAAAAAAAGAGAUCUGAUCUUAAGAAUCAAAGGACCAAGAAAGCUCAGAAUAUGAGUAAAGAUACUAAAACCAACACAAAAGACAAAACUGUGAACAGGCCUAUAAUUCCAAGACAGCAUUCUCAAAAACAAAUAGAGGAACAUUUUAGAAGUCCACCUAUGAGGAGGAGCAUGCCUGCUUCAGGUGUACAGAAAGAAAGAAAAGAAGGGCAUUUAAAAUCAACCACAGUGAUACAAGAUGAUGAUUAUAUGUUACAAAUAUAUGGAAAACCUGUUUAUCAGGGUCAUCGCAGCACUCUUAAAAAAGGACCAUAUCUCAGAUUUAAUUCUCCAUCUCCUAAGUCCAAACCGCAGAGACCAAAAGUAAUAGAACGAGUUAAAGGCACUAAAGUAAAAUCAAUAAGAACACAAACUGACUUUUAUGCAACAAAAUCUAUGAAGAUGGAUUCUAAGAUACAACAUCCCAUUACUACAGCACCUCAUGGUGAUCAGCAAUAUUUGUUCAGCCCAAGCAGAGAAAUGCCUACUCUUUCAGGUACACUGGAAGGUCAUCUAAUUCCUAUGGCAAUUCUUUUAGGACAAACCCAAAGUAAUAGUGAUUCCAUGAGGCCUACUGGAGUAAUGGCAAACAAGCCACACCCUAUAACUGUGACAACUUCUAUUCCUCCAUCAUUUCGAAAAGCAGAAACUGGGAUAAAGAAACCCAACAUAGCAGUUGUGGAAAUGAAGUCAGAAAAAAAAGAUCCUCCUCAACUUUCUGUACAGGUAUUACCCAGUGUAGACAUUGACAGCAUUUCAAAUGGUAGUGUUGAUGGUGGUUCAUCUCUGUCAAGUCCCAAAGAAGCCUCUCUUCCUCAGCUGCAGACUUGGAUUCAGAUUCCACAAUUUAUGAAGGUAGAUGAAGAGGAUGAGAAGUUUCCAGGGAGUAACUUUGAUGAAGUAAUCGAUGUUAUACAGGAAGAGGAAAAAUGUGAUGAAAUCCCAGAAAGCUCUGAACCAUUACUAGAAUUUAACAGAAGUGUUCAAGUUGCUUCUACAAAGUAUAAUGGUCCUCCAUUUCCACCAGUUGUUUCUACUUUUCAGCCCACUACUGAAAUUCUGGAUAAAGUAAUUGAGAGAAAAGAAACAUUGGAAAAUAGCUUAAUUCAGUGGGUAGAACAAGAAAUAAUGUCAAGGAUUAUCUCUGAGCUCUAUCCAAUCCAGCAGCAGGCCAGACUUAAUGCCAGUGUUUCAUUCAGUGAGGCAAGUGAACCAAUGACCUCUGACAUUGUGGAAGGAACAAGCUAUGGUGCUCUCCAGCUCUUUGUUGAUGCAGGGGUUCCUGUGAAUUCGGACAUGAUUAGCCAUUUUGUGAAUGAAGCUCUGGCUGAGACCAUUGCUGUCUUGCUGGGUGACAGAGAAACAAAGAAGCAAGAUCCUGUGGCUACAAGUGUUUCUGGUGAUGUUUUAUCAAAGGAAACAUGUUUUCUGGCAAGAGUGUGUACCCCUGUGGCUACUCCACAGCCUACUCCUCCUCGCUCACCUUCAUCACCUCCUAAGGACCGGGUGUUAGUGAAAACUCCAGAUUCUUCUCCCUGUGAUUCAGAUCAUGAUGGGGCUUUUUCUGUAAAAGACGUAUUUCCUGAAAAAGGACAUGAUAUGCCUGCCAUGACACUUGUGAAUACUCCAGCAAUUACCCCUGCUCCUUCGCCUCCUCCAGCAGCUGCAGCUGCUCUUACCCCAACUUUGUCAGAGAUUUCCAUUGAUAAAUUGAAGAUAUCAAGCCCAGAGCUUCCCAAGCCAUGGGGGGAUGGAGACCUGCCACUGGAUGAGGAGAAUCCUAACUCUCUAUUAGAAGGAUUUGUUCACCCAAGGGCUAUUGUAAUGUCUGUAGCUAAAGAUGAAGAACCUGAGAGUAUGGAUUUCCCUGCCCAGCCUGCGCCUCCAGAGCCAGUUCCCCUUACACCAUUUCCUGCAGGCACCAAGGCUCCUUCUCCCUUACAGAUGCCAAGUUCUGGUUCCUCAACACUGGAGAGCACUUUGAGCAUUACUGUCACUGAAACAGAAACUUUAGAUAGACCCAUCUCUGAAGGAGAGGUUUUAUUUAGCUGUGGUCAAAAAUUGGCUCCCAAGAUUUUAGGAGCUGGAGAAAUAUAUCUGACACACCUAAAUGAUAGCUUAUCUAGCACUUUGCAAGAUGCUCUUGAAAUGGAAGAUGAUCCUCCCAGUGAAGGACAGGUGAUUAGAAUGCCCCAUAAAAAGCUUCAUGCAGAUGCAAUUCUUUCUCUCCUUACUAAACAAAAUCAAGAAUUAUUAGUUUCACAGCAAUCAGUCUAUCACUCAGAGGACUUGGAACACAGUGUCGGUGAACUCAGUGAAGGACAAAGGCCCAAGCUGACAGCAGCAGCAGAAAAGGUCCUGAAGGGACAGUCUCUGUUUAUGCAACAGCCUGUUGCUAACGCAGAGUCUGUGGAUCAGCCAUGUGAUCCAAAGCCAUUUUUUCAGCAAUUUGACACAGUUUCAGGUGGUAUUUAUGAAGAUUCAUGUGCUAGUCAUGGUCCAAUGAGUUUGGGAGAGCUGGAGUUGCAGCCAAAUACUAACCUCGUCCUUCCCACAACACUUUUGACAACACAAAAAAAUGAUGUUAAUUUACAGGAGGCAGCUGAAGAUUUUUCUCAGUACCAACAAAAACAGGAUGAGGAUGUUAAAGAAGUUGAACACAAGCCAGUAAAAAGUCGUUUAAUACAUGUGAGAAGUAAAUCUGAUAUUACACUUUCACCACAAGGUGAUAUGGAUCGAACACAAAUUGAGCCCAAUCUGUACCUUGCAUCUGUAUUUACAAGUGGUGAGGCAGUGCCACUCUUCACUCCUCAGAUGUCGCCUGCUAAGAUGUCCGUGACGCUGCCCUCGAUGAAACCUGAGGAUUGCUCUCAAUCCCUGAGCGUCAGCACCAUACAGGGGGAUGUGGAGUCCUCAGGGGCAGAUACCUUCUGAGUGGGGAGUGAGAACCAGCAUAUUUAUGAAGACAUUUCACUUUGGCUUAAAACUAGCCCCCUCAAGCUGUUUUGGUCUUUGAGCAUAUUCUGAAAAAACAUUUCUAAUUUUUUUUUAUUCAGAUGAAAAGUACAAUUUUGGUAUUUAGAUAAAGUUUUUGAAUAAAAUAAAUAUAAAUCAU